AUGACGGGAACUUUGGACUGCUUGACAAGUGCUCAGACCAAGCUGCUUGAAGAAUACAAAUUUCAGAACAAGACGUUUCUGCCCUCCACCUUUCAGAAGAAGCCAGCACAACAGGAAACGAUGGAAGUUGUCGUCGGAGAGUGGAACGAUUUCUUCCUGCAAGUCCGUCGAGACAUUGAACAAAAGCUGAUUUCUGGAAGAGCCAUACUUGUGAUUUUCAAAGACAUCAACUCUCUGCGAAGAUUUGCUGAAGAAUUGAACAAACAAAAACCAAACAUCAACCAGUAUCACGGGUUCCUCGAGCUCUUGGACGAGAUGAGCCCCGCUGAGCGACAAUCGAACAUUCAAAAGGCCAUCCGGCCCUUCACCGUAACUCUCAUGACAAGGGCCUACGGCAGAGGGACUGACUUUGUUUGCUUUGACAAAGCACUUGUCAAAUACGGAGGCGUGCACGUUUUGACAACUUUUCUUCCUGAGGAUGAGUCAGAAGAAAAGCAGAUCUUCGGUCGGACAUGCAGGCAAGAUGACCCAGGCUCU
Guillardia theta CCMP2712 is the source of this 537-nucleotide messenger RNA. RefSeq lists its product as hypothetical. Gene Ontology annotation, molecular function: ATP binding; ABC-type protein transporter activity. Lineage: Eukaryota; Cryptophyceae; Pyrenomonadales; Geminigeraceae. Gene Ontology annotation, biological process: protein targeting. The transcript has a single exon. The annotation marks the transcript as partial. The record is from RefSeq and is a predicted model, not a curated record.